Molecule: messenger RNA, 936 nt
Organism: Trichoderma gamsii
Lineage: Eukaryota; Fungi; Ascomycota; Sordariomycetes; Hypocreales; Hypocreaceae
Exons: 5
Coding region: 1-936 (311 amino acids)
Source: RefSeq, a predicted model, not a curated record
AUGCUCUCUGCUGCUACCAUCGGAAUCGGUUAUGCCGCCGCCAAUAUAGGCGAUGCGCUGUGGUGUCUUGACAGGCGACAAGGCAAGGCCGAUGAGCAGAAACGUGACCAGGCCAGGCCAGAGGACCUGCGAUAUACAGGCACUGCUCCGUUCCCUGCAGGGCAUGCGCUGCUAGCCACCGCCUAUGCAUGCACAUUCUCAAAGAAUUCGGCAGUCCUGGCGCUGGGUAACCCCCCCAGAACCCACACGAGCUUCGAGCACGAGGAAAGAGUUUGCGAGGUCGGUGGCUCAACUGGCGUGGCUCAACUGGGCUUCAGCUGGCCACGCUUGUGGCUGUCUCUGAGCCAAUCACAGCUGGCUUGGAGCAUCUGGGCGGGCAGAGCCACUGACCAGCGGGCUGGGCUGGAUGAGUGGAUGGAGCAAGCCUCAUUUCCCGAACCGGUUUCUGCAGAGGGGCAGGCCAAGCAUCCCGAUUCAUGCGGCCUCGGCGAAGCGACCCCCGAAGAGCUGCCAAGACCCCUGGCGGCUCGCUUAGUCAGUUCUGAAGCAUCACUGAGUCCACGACUCGGCCGUAAAUCUGCCACCAGACUGACUAGAGCAGCGCUGGAAGAGGGGAUUUGCUGGGGAAUCCACUGCCUGGAUUCAGCUGUCAACAGCUGGCCGUUGCAUGUUCGCCGACGCAGUCCUAUCCUGGCGAUGCCCAAAGCGAUGCCUAUCAGUGCCCCUGUCCGCCGCAGCCCAGCACGUGGAAUCAGUCGCAUCCUGCGCUCACCGACGUGGCACACUGUGCGGCAAAGCGCCAUCGACGCCUCCACCAUCAGCCGCACAGCAAGCAACCGCUGGAUCGACAUCUCCAACAAUGCCCACCUGCGUUUCCCACUUCCCGGCCCUGCUCGUCCCACUCCCGCAGAUGUCAAAACCAUCCCAGCGCCCUAG